Messenger RNA from Amphiprion ocellaris (clown anemonefish), 3670 nucleotides. RefSeq names its product UDP-Gal:betaGlcNAc beta 1,4- galactosyltransferase, polypeptide 4 (gene b4galt4). The transcript is spliced from 7 exons. The record is from RefSeq and is a predicted model, not a curated record. Gene Ontology annotation, biological process: carbohydrate metabolic process. Gene Ontology annotation, molecular function: glycosyltransferase activity. NCBI's taxonomy places the organism in Eukaryota, Metazoa, Chordata, Actinopteri, Pomacentridae. The coding region runs from base 534 to 1580 and encodes 348 amino acids.
AGCAAAGGGUACUGUUGGUGGACGUUUUCCUGAACCAGCACUUUAUUGUGUUUGACGUCUGCGAUGCGAGACUGCUGUAAUGCGAAUAUUUAACUUUUAUAGCACUUUAUAUUAACUCGUCACCGUUACAUCCGCAUUCGUCAGCUAGCUAGCGUCCAUCUGAGUCCAUCUGAGCAAAGCUACGGACAGCUACCGGGACAAAAGUGAACUUUUUAUAAUCCUUUAACGGUGAGCAGCAGAAGAAGGAGCUGACACCGAUGUAAAGUCUUUGGCCUCACCUCUUGAAAAUGGACUUCGAGGAUUCAGCAAUGGAUUUUCACCAAUAAGUGCUCCUUACUUCGCGGCGAGCAUCUGCUUUGCAAGCUGUGCAGUCCAUCAACAUGUUUUAUCGCCAUGGGAUGACUGAUUAGGGAAUCUGUGGCAGUCAGUAUUUUUGCUGAAAUGUUCUGCACAGAGGAAAUAUCUUAAACUAUCAUCAAUUAACUAAUUAGCAGCAUUUAACUGUUUUCAAAUCAGCAACAUCACAAACAGCCAUGGGCUUCUGUUCACCUGUGUGCAAGAUUUUGCGCAGGGGGAAGUAUUUUGUACUGCUUAUCCUCUCACUGUCAGUGCUGGCAUGGAUAGCUACCUUUUCAGGGGAAACUGUCAAGUCUGUUCUGGUUUCAUCUGCCACAACACAAGCUCUGGUCAAAGAAGUGACUUUGAGGGACAAACUCAACUCCUGGACAGCAGCACCUGAUCGUGUAAAUACUCAACCACUAAAAACGGAAUGCCCUGAGAAGUCACCAUUGCUGCAGGGUGCUUUGAAUCUGUCCUUUGAGUCCUCUCUGAAACUGAAGGAUGUUGAGGGUGACAACAAGGACGUGAACGAAGGCGAGUAUGAGCCGUCAGACUGCAUGGCGAGGCAGAGCGUAGCGAUCCUCAUCCCGCAUCGCAACCGAGAGAGACACCUCCUCUACCUCCUGCACCACCUGCAUCCCUUUCUGCAGCGGCAGCAACUACACUACGCCGUCUAUGUCAUCCAACAGGCUGGCGAUGCAACUUUUAACCGUGCCAAGUUACUGAAUGUUGGCUAUUUGGAGGCACUGAAGGACUACAGUUGGGAGUGUUUCAUCUUCCAUGAUGUGGAUCUGGUUCCUGAAAAUGAUCACAAUUUAUACAUGUGUGACAAGCAGCCUAAACACUUGGUGGUUGGUCGGAAUGCAACAGGAUACAAGCUGCGUUACAAAGGCUACUUUGGAGGAGUCACUGCCAUGACCAAAGAACAGUUUCUUCAAGUGAAUGGAUUCUCCAACAUUUACUGGGGUUGGGGUGGAGAAGAUGAUGACCUUCGCAUCAGAGUUGAGCUGCAGAAAAUGAAGAUUGUGCGGCCACCCGCUCAAGUAGCCCGCUAUACCAUGGUGUUUCACAAGCGGGACAGUGGCAAUGAAAUAAACAAAGACAGAAUGAAGUUGCUCGGACGAACACCACAUGUAUGGAGAAAGGAUGGACUCAACAGCUGCUCUUAUAAGACUCUGUCAGUGGAGAGGCUACCUCUUUAUGUGAAUGUUACUGUGGACAUUGGUAAGCCACAGAGUUGAGAUCUCAAACAGGAACCCUUGCUGUGACCAAAAAGAAACAAAAUCUGAUCUGUUUGAUAAAGUCCAGGCCACUGAGUGCAGAAAAGCUACUACAUGUGAGUACAGGACUACUUACACAGAAUGCACAUUGUUUUGAUUAGUUUAUGUAUUCAAAUUAAAUUCAGCCGCAUCUACAUUUGGCAUUAGCCGACACACUGUUGCAUAUCAUGCAGCCUUCAUUUCUUUAUAUUGUUACCAGCCUGCUGAAAAAAUAAAACAGGCUUUUCUUGCGAGGAAUGAUUGGCUUUGGUCAAAUAAGUUGGCCUUUAACUGCCAUUCCUAUUAUUUAAAUGUUUUGCCAAAACAUCCAACUAUUAGAUGUUGAUUUAUUUACACAUAUGCCUUAUUAUUUGCCUGCAUGAUGUACACAAAUUAACAAUGUGUAUUUUGUGUGCUUCAUAAUGUGGAUGCAUUGACAUCCUAAAGUUUGCCAAUGUCAGCUGGGACAGGCUCCAGCCAUCAACAACCCUAUACUGGUUACAGUGGGAACAGCUGAUGGAAACAAAUGCUUAACUAAACAGUGACACACUGAAAGCUUCACUGUAGCUGUUUUUACAUCAAAUGCAGCCAUUGGUUUGCCAGUUUUCAGCCAGAAACAUUUAAAAAGUCGGUGACAGACAUAAAGCAAACGAUACAAAAGAGCGCUGUGUGAGCAUAUUAAUGAAAUCCUAGUAGUCUUAAUGAUAUUAGAUAUCAGAGGUCUUCCUCGUCUUAAACUUGCCUGUAAAGUUACUGCUCUGUGUCCUAAAGUAGGUGUUUUUAAAAAUCUCGUUAGGUACAGAAUAAUGAUCUAGUUGAGUCCGAAAGAGGACGAUGGAUGAAUCUUGUGUGUAGAAGAAGGAAAACUCAAGCAAUAAUAAUAUAUGUAGAGCUGAUUCAUGAUCUAUGUUCAGCCGAUUGCAAAGCUAAAAUAGGUUGUUAUGUCCUGUCAUAGGUCUAAGUAGGCUGUGUAAACUUCUGACUGCUCGAGAAUCAACCCAAAUUAUUCUUAGCAUUUUUAGCAUUAUAUGCUAUAAAAAUAAGCUGUGGGCUGCUUUUAUUUAUAGAACAUGAGAACCUUGACCACACGUGGAUGUUACUGACCUGGAAAAUAGUUUUUUGAGCCAUAAUAAUAAAACGUGUUUUGUUACACUGCAUGUUUUUAUAUGUUUAUAAGUGGAACUUUUUGGGUGGUGGAUUAUUUAUUACUUUAACAUGUUUAAAAUGAUAAUUGUAUUAAGACCAAUCAACAUAACUUUCCUUAUUAUUAUAUGUGAAGAAAUUCAUGGAGGAAAAUCUGCAUAGUUGCUUUGAUCAUUGCAUGCUGCUUAUAAAUGUGUCUGAUAAACAUAUCAGAUUAGUCAAAUGAUUUUGUUUUACUUUAAUUGUGGCACACAAAUACAUGUUUUUAUUUAUCUGACUAGCAAAUCUUUGAAGACUGAGCAAUAUUACUGACUAUACUGACAGACACUACACUUUACUUCUCCACACUCCUUAUUGUAUAUUCAUAUUAACCCUUAACAAGACUUUGAAAAUAGACAGGGGCUGCUCUAAAUUGCAGAGUUGUGCAUGUGAAUUGUUGCACUUCUGAUGAGCUGAACUACUUUAUAAUUCUGCAGUAUGCUGUAGCCAGUAUGGAUACAAGGUUCCUAUGUUGUUGGUGGGCUGAUGGUCCGUUCCUUUCAUGGUUGCAUCUCCACUUCUGAAUGUAUGUUUUGUUUUCUACUGUGGGAUUAUAACUUUUAUAUGAUAAAAAUAUUCCACAUGCACACGUUAAACUACAAGUUCCCAGCAAAGAUUUUGUAAAACGAUCACAACCAAGUAAAUCAUGUGGUAAUAUUGUAGCAUUUUCAGAAUUUGACUGACUUUCAAAUACUUCCAAAUUCAAAGUAAUACUAUAUGAACUCUGAGAAUGUCAUGUGGAUUUUGUUUCAAAUGUUUGAUUUGUUGUUUCAUUUGAGUUCAUGGGAGAAGACUGAUCAUGGUAGAGGAGGUAAUUAUGCAUUUCAUUUCUAAUGGGGUUGCUUUCUCUUUAGAGCACAUGUAUAAUAAAUAUUAUUUUUUCCUAUGAA